Messenger RNA from Parasteatoda tepidariorum (common house spider), 3353 nucleotides. RefSeq lists its product as uncharacterized. The record is from RefSeq and is a predicted model, not a curated record. Lineage: Eukaryota; Metazoa; Arthropoda; Arachnida; Araneae; Theridiidae.
CGAUUUAUACAUUUUAUGCAUCAUUUGUGCUCCUAUAUUUAACCUUGGCCUUGAAGUAACCAAUGAAAUGCUUCCUCAUACUUAAACUUUCCACUGCCAGAUUUCGAUAACCUCUUAAUGUUAGUAAACAAAAGAAAAUGUCGGAUUGACGCUAUGGAUUUGUGACUAAAAGUUUCAUUUUUAGUUAUUUGACAAGUUCUGACCUGUCAUUAGCUUGUAACGAAUGAAAAUUUGACGAAUCCUGUUAUUUAUUUAAUUUAUUUAGUGAAAUGAAUGAAGAAAAGAGUUCGUCUGAAGAAAGGGAGAUGAACCAAUCAUCUUCCUCUUCUGUACCUGACAUGAGGGAUUGGGAUAUGUUAGAUUCUGAUAUUGCGGCAAGUAAGAAAGGCAGUGUGUUAAGUGAAGGUGAAGCAGAAGAGAAACAAAGUCCUUCUGGGCUCUUUGUACACGAAAGCCUUGGACACUCUGGUGUCGAAGAACUCAUUGCUGAUAAGGAUGGCUUGCAUCACACUGACAGUAACUCUUCUAGUGACAUCGACAUCAUCGACGAUUGUAUCGACACUGACGAUAACCACAGUAAUUUAGAUGUUCCCAUUAUGGAUAUUUCAUUUUGUUCCUCUGACAUUAGUUCAACUAUGUCAGCAUCUGAAGUGGCUCCUCCACCCCCUGCCCCUGUAGAAGAGAAAGAUGCCAAUCCAGAGGGAGAGACACCUGGACCUGCACCUAAUCAAGGAAAUUCAUACUUACACUAUUUUACCGAAAUUUUGAGAUUGGUCAUCCAUGGGGCACUGGACUACUACAGGGAUGGGAUUUCAGUGAAGGAGUUAUUUAUUGUUGCUUUUGUUGCUACUAUCUGCCUUGCUCUCUCAUGCAUUCAACUCACCUUACUUAGAACGUCUCUGCAUGAAGCUAAAAUGGAGCAGAUGGAAGGCCAUGUCAAUAAAUUAAUAACUGAAAAUGAGCACUUGAAAAGCAAAGUUUUAGCUAAAAUUGAAGGUGGUAAGCUGUUUGGAGAACUUGAUGAAGGUGUGAGAGAUCUAAAAUCUGAAAACUAUAAACUUCAUAAAGCAAUGCAGACAGUAAUCCAUCAGCUGGAAGAGCAAACAAAUGCAAUCAAAAGAGGCAUUGGCGGGAAGGGAGAUUCGUUGAAAGACCCUUACAGGAAAGAGAUAACAAAACUGAAAGAACAAAUCAAUCUAUUGCGUAUUGACAAUGAGGAAUUGCAGAAGCAGCUGGUACGAAUUCGGUACGGCAAGCAUCCCACUCACGCAGAAAAUCAGGAGAAUAAAGAACAGAGAUCUAGUUCUACGUCGGAUUUGGAGCAAGAUAAAGAUCAGCAGCAAGAAAUCCAGGAGCUUCGCCGAAAACUCGAUGAAGAAGUAGCGAAAUUGAAGAAUUGGAAAGAUUCUAUUGAAGAUUUUGUUAAAGAAAUAGAAAAACCCCAUAAAGGAGAAGGGUUUCCGAAGAAAAACCAUCGCGACGAAUACCACCACGAGGAGAAACAUAAAGAAAAGUUUGACGACGAAAAGCUUAAGGAAAGGUAUGAUGAGGAAAAACGGAAAGAAAAAUAUGAUGAGGAAAAACGCAAGCACAAGAAGAAAAACAAAAGAUUUUAUAAUUGGUCUUGGAAAGAAAUCAAAAACAACUUUAAGGGAACGAUAGAAAAUUUUCCAGAUGUCUCUGACAUGAUUUCAAAGUAUGUUCUUUUCGACAAAAAGAAAGUGGAAGGCAUUUUGGACUAUAUUUGCCAUUACUACAAAAAGGCCCAAGAUAAAACCCAGAAGAUUCUCGAAUCAUAUUCAGUAGAUGAAAAGACCCAAAAUGUUAAAAACGAUAUCUGGACUUUGAUGGGAGAAAUGAAGAACAAAUGGAUUCAUAUGAAAGAUGACUUCUUAAAAACACAUUUUGGUCCUGCUGGCGAUAACCAAAACUUAGAAGAUGUCUCGGCUGAGCCAGAGGAAAAUGAUUCCACCAACCCAGAAGCAGAACUUAAUACUGAUGACCAACAUCUACCUCCUGAUGAUAAUGAUUCAAAUUUGCAUGAAGAUACAGAAUAUGUUGUUGAUGAUUCAAGAGUAGAUGAAUCAGAGACAGUUCUUGAUGAAAAGGAGUGGGAAGAAAAUAUGUGGAAUAUGAAAGAGGUGGAUGAGUUGCUGAAAGAAGCACAGCGCAGAUUUACGCAGCAGGAGUCAAACAUCAAUUCGUGGAUGUUCGAGAGAGCUCAACAUCGUGCAGAAUUGCGUGAAGAGGAUGGUCCAGAAGAUGAGGAUGCUGACAAGAACUGGUAUUUACGCAGAAAUCAUGAUUAAUUGGAUGACACUUUCCAUAAUGAAGAUUAUCCAGAAGGGAAAUAAUUAAGGAAAAGUUUUUAAAAAAAGUGAAUGUCAAGGAAAAUGUAUCGACAUUAGUCUCGGUAAAGAUAUCUGCAAAAUACAUUAUACUUUUUGGUAUUUGUUCUUUAUACUUUUUUUAUGGUAGACAAGUGGCAAUUUUGGUAUCAAACCAGCAUUUUAAAAAUACUGUAACAAUAUGUAUUUUUCCCCUUCUAAAAUGAGAUAUAGUGAAACCUCUGUUAAAUGUACAUUGGGAGUGAUAAAAUUGUCUGCUUACAUGAGUUGCGUGCUUAUGGGAAGGGUACGCUAAUAACAAGCUUUAACAUCGUAAAUUGCUUUCAGAAUAAUUCCAAUGAUAUAGAAAAAGUUGAAUAGUCUAUAAUAAUUAUUUACAAUGUUAUUAUUUAAGUUUUAAAAAAUACUCUUUUCAAUACAAAAGAAAAAUAUAUGAAAACAUUUGAUAUGUACGUAUAAUUUUAGAUAUAGGUUCAGAGAAAUGAAUAUGUUUUUUUUCCCUAUUUAAACGGACAUUCAAGUUAAUCCUUAUAAUAAAAAAUAGGCACUUUCAGUCUCACACCACUUCCUCAGUUUGAUUAUUAGGUUUACACCCCCUGACACCUGCCUAUCACUUGAUAAGAAAAGUGGCAAUACACCCUUGAAAGUAAACCUCCCACUUUGCUUUGAAAAAAAGAACACAGUAAUGCAUACCUGUAAGGCAGGGGACUCUAUAGUGUUGUAAUAUUCACAAUCAAUCAUCUAUCAAUUGUCUAAAAAAUGUUUCAUUUAUAUGAACACCUCAAUGUCUAGAUUUCUGUUCUCUCUCUUUUUUUUCUCUUUUUUUUUUACAUUGCUGCAUUAAAUAUAGUCUUAAAAUUGAUAAUAAGUAGAAAGGAAUUUUCAGCGUGGAGGAGAAGUUGAGAGCAUUUAAGACCAGCUUGUGGGGUCUCAUAACCAGUAUUGUCCAAGUGAAAAGAUACCACUGUCUGAAAUAUUUCACAUGAGUAGUAUCAUUUUCUCUCC